Messenger RNA from Botrytis fragariae, 1767 nucleotides. RefSeq lists its product as uncharacterized. The transcript has a single exon. Bases 1 to 1767 code for a protein of 588 amino acids. Lineage: Eukaryota; Fungi; Ascomycota; Leotiomycetes; Helotiales; Sclerotiniaceae. The record is from RefSeq and is a predicted model, not a curated record.
AUGUGCUUUGCAAAUCGAAGUCGCUGCAAGCGAUGCAGCAAGGAAACCAUCCAAUACGUUUCCAAAUGUGAGCAAUACCCUGAGGUCACCACCCAAACCGCCACUCACGCCAUUCGAGGCCGACAUCGCCGAAUCAGAUGCUGCAAGGAAUGCAGGCGCACCGAAAGACAACAAGCUGCAGAAGAAGCCGAAUCAACCACUAUGCAUCACCAACAAGCCAAAGCUAUCCUUGAAUGGCAAAGAUUGGAGCGACCGCUUCCAUUGACCGAUGAAGCUAUUGCUAGUAAGUACACUGAUCUCUUCAUGAACCAAGGGAGACUUCAUCCUUACUGUAUUGGCUUUACUGACAUGCAUAGAAACUGUAUUUCAGGACACAGACAACAUCUUGCGGCCCGUUCUAGGGAAAUCCAGGAAGCACUUGAUGAAGUCGAAAGUGUAUUGACUGAUGCUGAAAUCGAAAUCAUCUCCAUGGUCCUCUCCGAAGACGAGAUGUUCGACGAGUGCAUUCAAAGACAAGCCGAAAUCGAUUCUGGCGCCAGAACCAUGACUGAAUCCGACAAGGGGUUUUCAUUACACGAAGUUGGUAGCACUCGAAACUUCAAAAGAGCCAUGGAAACGAUUAAAUUGGCAGCGAGAAGAAACAACUUUGGAACUUGGACCGCAGACAUGCCGGAUCGUUAUGUUGCCGAAGACAGAGUUCGUCGGGAAAUCAUCUCCUAUAUCGACGCCUUGGAACAUGCUAACGCAGAUGAUGACAGAAUCGACAAAUUCAUCAGCCGGGUCAUGCGCAAAUUUCAAAAGGAUGAGGAGACCUUCGACUUUGAUCCCAAGGCCCGCACCUUGACGAGUGAGAUUCCUAUAUGGGGCAGAGUCGAAGAUCGCAAGACCUUCUGCGAAUGGAAACACGAGAACGAGCAAUCGUUAGAAAACUUCACGGGAAAAUUUGACCGAUGGUAUACACUUAUGAAUCAGUAUCGAAAGUACUUGGUAGAAGUUGCCCCAGCCCAAGCCACUUUAUUCUCGAUUUCACGAAACACGAUCGCUGCACGCAUGUUUCGGGCUCUCGCUGGGAGACCCGAACCAGCAUCAUUAGCAAAUGUACCCGAGUCCAAACAACCCGCACUCCAGCCUCACGAUAAUUCCGAUGACGAAGUGAGUUCCUUGGAACUAAGCGAUUACGUUAAUUCUGAUUCCGAGGAUGAUCCUUCUAACAUGGCAUUAUCAGAUUCCUCCGGCAACGAAUCCAGCGGAAUAGAGAUGACACCCUCCCGACAACGAAUCCAGCAAUCCCUUGCAGGACUCGCGCAAUUGGUUCAGAUCUCUAACGAAUUCAUCCGCGAACUCCCAGGUCUAAUCGACACCGGAGCUGCCUAUCUCAACCAAUGCAUUCGCUUCUUAAACGACCGAUUAGCUAGCGAUAGCAAUCCAACAGAAGCAGAAUGGGAGAUUGUUAGACAGUACACCGCAAACGCCAUGGAGAUGCUCAAUCAUUUGAACGAUGAACGAAAUGCCAGAGCUAGCAGACAAGCCGAGCAAGAACAACCUAGUGCGUGGCACGAACCAACACCAGAACCAGAACCCUUUUUCGUUGAUGUCACACCCAUGGAGGUUGGGGUCAUUGAGGAGGAACCCGAUGACAUUGCCUAUGGCCGUCGCAGUAUCUUUGGUCUUUCAUCGCCAGCGGAAGGCAACGAAUGGUUACGAUUAGAGGAGGAAAGUGAGGAUGGAGAAGUUUGGCGUGGUGAAUUGUUUGAAGAGGAUGAAUAG